Messenger RNA from Fusarium graminearum PH-1, 2331 nucleotides. RefSeq lists its product as uncharacterized. Gene Ontology annotation, molecular function: GTPase activity; GTP binding. The coding region runs from base 1 to 2331 and encodes 776 amino acids. Gene Ontology annotation, biological process: translation. The record is from RefSeq and is a predicted model, not a curated record. Lineage: Eukaryota; Fungi; Ascomycota; Sordariomycetes; Hypocreales; Nectriaceae. The transcript is spliced from 4 exons.
AUGUCUCGCCACCGAAUUGUUCAUACGUUUGAUACGAACGAUAUCGUAUCUGAAUUUGACGGCGAUGAUUACGAAGAGGAGGGAGAAGACGAGCUCAGUCCAGAGGACCGCCAAGCGAUGGAUCAAGGCACUGCAGAGGUCCGGGCAGCGCUAGGAACUGAAGCAAACAAGGUCACAACGACACAAAUCGAAGAAGCCUUGUGGCAUUAUUAUUAUGAUGUCGACAAGUCAGUCACAUAUCUGAUCAAGACAUUCAUUGCUCCGGCACCCAAACCAGCAAAGAAAACGCCAGAAGACCAUGGACGCCUGUCAAGCGGAUACAACUUUAAUAUGAAACUCCCACCGGUCGAUAAAGUCCCUGCAUGUUUCUUUAAUGAUAUGCCAUGGUUGAACAUACCUCAGGAGCGUCAGACUCACUUCAUCGAACCUGAGCGCCCUCGUGGAGGCUUGCUAGGAGGAGGCGAGGGUGCUCCUAAGAUGUCAAAACUUCAAGCUCUUGCGGCUGCUAGGAAGAAAAAGACCGAAGAGAAGAAGGAACAAGAAAAGCUCGAGAAGGGCGUCAGCAAGCUUUCGGUUGCUGGGUCAGAAAAGGAGAAUCAGUCGCCUUUCAACCAGAGGCAACAAAUUCCUACACCCGCAUCGCAAGCCCAACCUACACAAUAUGAUAUGGAUAUCGAUCAUGAGGAAAACGAAUAUAAAAAACCAACUCCUGCACACAAGGAUGAGUUCACGCUGGAUUCUUUCCCAGGGGUUGAGAUCGUGACUGGGCCCAACCCAUCCGCCUUGUCUCGGACGCUCUUUGGAUCUGCUCCGGCCAACACCCAAAAGCCCGAUGUUUUUGCUAUGCCUUACACAUCCUCUCCAUCUUUUCUUGCACAAGCUUUCGCCGAGCCAAGUCCAGAUGACAUUGUGUUCGCGGCCCAGGCGAAAGCGGGCAAACAGCCAGCACCCAAGGCUGCCAAGAAGCCUCAAAAGGAGAAGGUGAAAGAUGCCUCUGAGGCUGAAAAGGAUGUUGCUGGGCUCAAGAUUGUUGAUGCGCCACCGCCUAAGAGCAAGGGCCUCGACGUUCUUAAGGAGUAUGAAAAUAGCUCCAACAAGCGGAGUAUCAGUUUUGUUGUAGUCGGACAUGUUGAUGCUGGCAAAAGUACACUCAUGGGUCGGCUUCUACUGGAACUCAAAUUUGUUGAGAAGCACACUAUUGAUCGGUAUCGAAAACAGGCCGAAAAGUCUGGCAAGCAGUCUUUUGCCCUUGCAUGGGUGAUGGACCAGAGGAGCGAGGAGAGAGAAAGAGGUGUCACCAUCGACAUUGCGACAAAUCAUUUUGAGACAGAAAAGACUAGUUUUACUAUUCUUGACGCACCAGGUCACCGAGAUUUUGUACCAAACAUGAUUGCAGGUGCCAGUCAAGCUGAUUUUGCCAUCCUGGUCAUUGACGCAAACACCGGAGCCUACGAGAAGGGUCUGAAGGGGCAGACAAGGGAGCAUGUGUUGCUCUUGCGGAGUCUGGGUGUACAGCGACUCGUUAUCGCUGUGAACAAGCUUGAUAUGGUCGGUUGGUCACAGGAGCGCUACGACGAGAUUGCUCAACAGGUCAGCGGCUUCCUCGCUGGUCUUGGUUUCGUGUCUAAGAACAUCGACUUUGUCCCGAUAUCUGGCCUAAACGGUGACAAUCUUGCUCGUCGAACAGAAGACCCUGCAGCAUCUUGGUACACGGGACCUACUCUAAUUGAAGCUCUGGAAAACUCUGAGCCGACAACAGCACGAGCCCUGAAGAGCCCGUUCAGAAUGGCCAUCUCGGAAGUUUUCAGAUCACAACUUGGCACCACAACGAUUGCCGGCCGAGUCGACGCAGGUUCAUUUCAAAUCGGUGAUGCCCUGUUAGUUCAGCCAAGUGGAGAGGAAGCAUAUGUCAAGUCAAUAAUGGUUGACUCGGACAUGCAAGAUUGGGCUGUUGCUGGACAAAAUGUCAGUGUUGCCCUUACCAACAUCGAUCCCAUUCACAUUCGAGUUGGCGAUAUGCUCUGCCCUACCAAGAACCCCAUCAACUGCAGCGAUAACUUUGUCAUGAAGGCCAUGGCAUUUGAGCAUCUCAUGCCCAUGCCCGUGGACCUACAUCGUGGGCGACUGCAUUCGGCUGGACAGAUUGUAUCGAUCGCGGCAACACUUGACAAGGUUACUGGAGCGGUUGUCAAGAAGAAGGCCAGAGUUGUUCAGCCAGGUGGCGUGGCUCGGGUUUCUGUCAAGUUGGCAGCCAAGGUUCCCCUCGAAGCCGGUCAAAGAGUCGUUAUACGCAGUGGAGGUGAAACUGUCGCUGCUGGAUUAUUAGAAUAG